AUGGGGUUGAUAGCGUUGGGGGAGAUGUGGAGCGGGGUAAUGGAAGCGCCGGAGUCCCGGCAUUUGGUGAUGGCGGUGUACUUCGCUCUGGGAUUCGUAUUCUUGAGGUUCCUGCUCGACCUCUACGUCUAUAAGGUUCGUAUUUUGUUCCGCCUUAACUAUUAUAGUGAAACACAGAUCAGGGGGAGGCAUUAGCAUACCCUUGUCAAGAGUUUUCUCGUUUCAAUUUUCUUUUUCCGUCUCUUUUAUCUCUAAUGACGUGAGAAAGGUGAAUGGCGUUCAGUUCGUAAUUCCCGUAUCUUAAGUUAUCCUCUUCCUCAUUGUUAUGAAUCAUUUCUUAAAUUGCGUUGGGGUGUGGGAUUCUCAUUGCGUGGACAGGAAUUCAAUCUCUUGAAAUGUGUAACCUGUCGUUAUUAAUUUCCGACUGUUGGGUUGAUUCCAUUGCGAUUGAAUGAACACUUGGAUUGUUUUGUUGACGGUCAUAUCUCUUGAUGAAUUCUUUCACGUUAGAUUCACUGGUGACAUUAUGUUUCGUCCACAUUCUCCAGUCAUUAUUUUACGUAUCAUCGAGCGAAUGCCUCAUCCUACUCUGUCUUAUAAUUAUAUGAGCAAAAGAGGUUCCACAUUUUCCUCAUUUUCAGAUAUAACUCCAGGAUUGGCUUUUUUAUUGUAAUAUGAGCAAAGACUUGGAGCACACUGCCCCCAGUUUCCUUCAAAACCUGAGAUAUACUAUGAGUCAAGCUCCUGUUUACUUUUGGAUGAUGAUUGCCUCAUCAAACAAUUUUCCUCCAUCAAGGCACAUAUUUCAAAUUUCGGCUGCUAAGCAGAUGUAGUUCAUUUUUCAAAUCUUUUAAAUUUAGAGAAACUUCGACCCAAUGCCUUCAUGUGUAUAUUCUGUCUUACCCCAAAAUAAGCUCUGGUAAUGACGGGCACUGAUUCCCGGUCUCAUAGGCUUGGCCUAAUUAGACUGAACCUAGCUAGCGUCUAAUCAUGCUAAUAUAUUUUUUUUUCUGAGGUCAUUAGGCGUUAAAGCCCAGCUUAAAGUAGGAUGGGCCCUACUGGCCAAUGUACCAGGCUGGGCUCAUGAUAUUCCUAACUUUCCUCAAUACUAGUUCUGUGAACAUUAGUCAAUCUAAUCCUUUCCCUAUUGUGUACUGUCUUUAUCAAUUACACUGUUCUUUCCUUCCAUAAAAGAUUUAUGUGGUUCAUUUUUUAUUCAUUACAUAUCUUUUUUUUAACAGAGGAUAGCCUUAUGUCUGUUGAACAUCAAAGCAAAUUCGGUAAAGGCUGAUGAGGGAAAACGUGCAAAAGUAGCCAAGUGCACAGAGUCAAUGUGGAAAUGGACAUAUUAUGUCAUUGUUCAAUUAUGGGUUCUUGCAAUAAUUUACCAGGAACCUUGGUCCCGUGAUAGAAGACAGUACUUCACAGGAUGGCCAAAUCAAGAACUGACGUGAGUUCUGAGUUGUCUAUGUUCUUUCUGUUUUAUUCUUUUUAUCUUUGAUUCGCUAAGAAAGAAUUGUGUUAUUAUGAGUGCAUGCCUGAACCAUGUGUUGAAUAUUUUCUGAAUUUUAUCACGAGGUCUUUUUGCCUUUUCAUGUUCUUUCUCAUCUAAGCUAGUUACUAAGUUUCUUUAAUAUCCGAAGGUUUGUUUAAUCGCCAGAAAAAUCGUGCUCUGUAUAUCAUAAUCACCCGAUUUGAUGCUGGUCCAAUCCCUUAAUAAUAUCUUUUAAAUAGCUACCAUAUAGCAAUGUUAAUCUCAUUAUCUGCUGACGAACUGAACUGAUGAGGUACACAAUUUUCCUGUGAGCUAUCUAGUUUUUAGUUGAUAUGAUUGCAGUGGGACUUGGAGAAUUUGAAAAUUUAUAAGUGUUGAAGACAAGAAUAUACGGAAUCAGUCGUUUGUCAUGAUUACAAACAGUCAGCAUUUGCUAAGUAUCUUUGUCUAUUGAUCUUAGACCAGUGAAAUCAUCUGUUCCAAUAAGGUAAAAAGGAUGUGAAUAAUUUUAUCUCUUGUGGUCGUGAACAAAAGGUGUCAAGCAAAUAAUUUAUGGGUUAUAUGUGAUAAGUUGUUUAUCACGCUUAUAAACAAAAUGCCUUUUAAUCUUUCACAAAUGAGAUAAAGUAAUUGGUCUACCUAAACUUGCUCCAACGUUUUAAUAAACUUCUAUCUGAACAAUUAAAGCAUUUACAUUACUGGAAUAGUGAAGUGCUAGUAACGUCUCCUUGUGCAAGUCGAGUCGUUGGAAAGCAUGUCCAUGUCAACUGUGGACAUUUAACUGAAAAAUGGUUGCUUGAUAAAUUUGGGACAGCCUUGCCCAUUAUCGCUACCUGUGUGGCAUAACGGUUUCUAGUUUCAUGGGAAAAGAAGGCUCUCCUGUGAACCAUUUAAAUGUAGGAGCACAUAACAUGCAUUCCAUGUACUUAAGCCAUGUAAUCGAGGCAUUGAGUAUCCAGGACUUGGUAUGGCUUUCAUUUAGUUGACUAUUUCUAGUACCCAAGUUUCUAAAAUAUUUCUCAAGCUGUAGUACCUGAUUACUUUUGUUGGUUACUUAUACUAUCUGGAUUUUCUGAAGUCUUGCUUAGGAUUUAGUAGUGAUGAGGAAGGGUUAUAAGGUGGUUAUUGAUAGCUAGGAUUGGCUUGAGUCACAUUGCUGUUAAAAUAUACCUGCUAAGUUGAGCAGGAGCCGCUGUGAAUGGGUAGAAUUCAAUCAGAAUCAGAUCAAGAUGUAACAUAAUUCGAUUCUUAUGCCAUUUCAUUAUGUUGGUUUUGUCAUAGUUUUUUUUGUCCAAUAUCAACUGAAUUGGGAUGAGCAGCAUCUGGUACAUAUUGGAAUUAGCCCUUCUUCAUUUAAGAGUCAUCCAAUUUUCACUUCCAAUGGGUGCUUGGGGAGGUGAUGAAGACCAUUCAUUUAUUGGGAUUAACCACUUGUUCAGUCUUAUUGUGUGUAAGAAUCUCAGAUUUAUGAUUUCGUAUAGUUUGCGCUGUCAAGCAAUUUUCAGUUCCUAUCUUCACUUGAACAUUAAGUACUUGACAGCUAAUUUAUGUUGAAUUCCUUUCACUUUUUCCUUCACAAAAUGCCAACCAAUUUUAUUUCUUUGAGCUAGUUCUUCCCUGUUGUCAUCACAACCAAGCAUUAUGUUUAUAAGACUUGGUUUAAUCCCAGAACUUCUAUAAAAUAUAAGUUAAUGAAAGUAGUCUGUGCCGCUGAAACGUGCAACACGCAUAAGCAUGAAUAUAUAGGCUUUCAACCUAACAUUGUGUAAGCAGAUUUUUGCUCCCCACACAUACAGCAUGCAUACCACCGAGCAUCGUAUCAUAUUUAAGUGUACAAAAAGCUUAAAAUGAAAAAAAAUUCGCCAACCAUCAAGGAAAAUAACGAAGGUUUUGGAAGCAGAGAAAGAAAACAGUCUGCAAGGAAAAAAAAGGUGUGAAAGGAGCUCUUUAGUUCGGUUAAUAGAUUUAGGUUUGAAACUUUUUUCAGGAGCAGUGAGAUACAACAGCUAUUAGCUAUCUUCAAUUAAUGGUCAGUCGAGUGUGAUCAUCUUUCAUUUAUGUAAAAUACAAUUGACGUCAGGUAAACUAGUUCGAAACUCAUUUAGGUUUUCCUUAUUCUACACGAAGCGAAUGCUCAUAUUAUGUUUAUCCCACAUCCAAAAAAUCGAAAACUGUGCUAUCUCUUAUGAGCUUUACCCAAAGAAUGUCAUGUUGGGUUUUUUUCUAGCGUAUACAUCCAUAAGAAUGAAUACUUUUUGUAGAUAUUUAGUACUUAGAUAUCAUAUAUCUAGGCUACAAAUGAGAUAAGCUGUCCACAUUUCUACGGGAAGUUUUAUAAGCCGAGCAGGUAUGCCCUGGAGAGAUAUACAUGGAGGCCAUAAUCAAAGGUCCCAAAGCAAGGGUAGCUUAAAUACAGCUGUUUAAAAAAGAAAAAGUGCUGUGAUAAUGGCCGUUAUUCCUGGUAAAUGUAUGACGAAUCCAGAAGUGAACUUACACAGUAGGUCAAACGAAUGUUAUGAAUAUUGUCCAAGAGUUUAUUCCGUGAUGCAACAAAUGUAUAUCACAGUCACUGGAUUUUUUUUAUUUGAUGAUGGAAUCGUUUUUAUUUGAUGUAAACUUACAUACGAACGAUGCAUGUUAAAAAAUCUGUAAUCAAGAGCAGUAAUUGUUUAUUCUUCUAACAAAUCAGUACCACAGUGGGAUUACUCUGUCACCAUUCCAAACUGGGACAACUCUUUUCCGGAUUAAAACGUUGUGUCAUAUCUUAGUUAGGCGUCCAGUUACUGUACGGCUAUCUUGUGUGAGGUUUUGUGUUAUUCUUCCUAGGUUUGCAAUUAUUUUGUUUUGUUGUUCCAUUUCCUGAAUCAGCGCUCAUCACAGAUGGCCAGUGAAAUUCAGAGUAUAAACUAUCUCAUUGCUUAGUUUUGCUGAAUACUAUACAUUCUCUCUUCACACCAUAAUUUUUCUUCUGUGAUUUCUUCUGUGAUUUCUUCUGUGAAGUUUGUGACUGCAGAUAUCGUAGAGAUUUGUUUUUGAUAAUUGUUCAUGGAUCAUUACGCCGAUGGUGUUGUUCCCGUUUUCUAGUAAUGUCCUGAAGUUGGACUGAACUUGUCUGUAUUCUAGGUUUCUGGUGAAGCUUUUCUACAUGUGCCAGUGUGGAUUUUAUAUCUACAGCAUUGCUGCUCUUCUUACAUGGGAGACUCGGAGGAAGGAUUUUUCCAUAAUGAUGUCUCAUCACAUAGUAACUACUGUGUUGAUUGGAUACUCUUACUUUUCCGGGUAAUCAGCGUGUUACUUUAUUGCCCCCUCCUUUUUUUUUGUUAUAUUAUGCUUUAAAAAAAUCAGCAUUGAUUUUCCUUAUGAGUUGUGCCUUCUGAUAAAUUAUGAUUUGAUCUCUCUGAAGAAACUCUUUAAAUCCAAUGACUGCGAAGGCCCAUCAAUAUCUAACUAGAUCUCAAUCUGAACAAACUAGUUCUACUGUCAUAACACAGAUAACCAUUAGGGCAUACGUGGAACCUUUAAGAUAUUUUCCCCCCGAAUUUCUUAUGUUUUAUGCAUAAGUAUCAAAAUGCAUAUAUAGAUAUAUAUUUACAUAUUAGGCGCGCUGACUAUUUUCACUGUGGAACAUGAACGGCAAAAGGAUUGAACGAGCAUAAACAUGACACGUAAGUUUCUUGCUUUCUGGAGAAUAAGAUCAUGAGAGAAAAAUCUAGGCAUGGAUGGGAGAGUGAUUUGCAAAAGUUUAUAAAUCACACCAGAAUUAUUUUAUGUAAAAGAAAAAACGAUAAUUUAAUAAAUUUAUUUGAUCAAUGUAAUGUUUGCCUCCCACAAUUGGGAAAAGAUGUUUUAGAAGGUCCUAAUAUACAGUAGAACCCUUUUCUUUAUCUUUUGUAGAAGAAAUUCUUUAUCAAUGGUGGAAAAUUUUCCGAGACCUGAUAAUUUACCAUAUCGUUGCCCUUUUUUUUCUUUUUUUUUUUUUCUGUGAACAGCUUCCUAUACAGUCCCUUUCUUGAGCUAUUUAUAUGAUAAUUUGAUUGGUGCUCUAAAAGAUUCUUCAAACUCCAUGAGCUCCAUCAGAUCAUUCUUUGAGAAACUAUGCAUUAAAUUUUAAUAUCAUGAACAAAAAGUCAAUACAGUUGACUAUUUAUGAUUAUCUUUUGCAGUGCUUUCCUUCAUCAAAUUGGUCAAAAAGUUUCCAGAGUAUUUCUCACAGUAACACAGUUCUGCAUCCAAACUCACCAGUUAUUGGUUUAACAUGAAAAACCAUUGAUUUUACUCGAAAGAUUAAAAAGCCCGCAUUCAUCUCUGAGAAAAAUGUGCAGAUUGGAAUCAGCUUUACCCCCCAAGUCAGAGUCAAACCAUUUCUAAUCCGGCAGUGAAAAAAUCAUGCAGGUUCUUCCGCAUUGGGUGCAUCGUUCUAGCCCUGCACGACACAAGCGACGUCUUUCUCGAAGCAGCCAAGCUCUUCAAGUACUCGGAGAGUGAGAUUGGGGCCAGCAUCUGCUUCGGCCUCUUUGCCCUCUCUUGGGUUCUCCUGCGGCUCAUAUUCUUUCCUUUUUGGAUAAUAAGGACCUCCAGGUCCGUACUCCCUUCUUCCUUCCCCCCCCUCCCUCUCAGCCUCUCAGUCCACCGACACACACCACUCCCGCUUACUAUUUUUGGUGAAAACCUUGCCUUGCAGCAUCUACUUCCUCGAGCACUUGGCGAGGUCAAAGGCCUACGUCUUCUUGUACUAUACGUUCAACACCAUGCUCCUCACGCUGCUCAUCUUUCACAUAUACUGGUGGGUUCUCAUAAACUCGAUGAUUAUGAGACAGCUCAAGAACCGAGGGAAGGUUGGGGAAGACGUCCGCUCUGGUAACUGACUUCACUCACUAGAAGCUGCUUUAAAAUCACAUUUUUUAAAAUGAGGAAUAAAUAAUCUUGUGGUUGCACAUUCUCUGUUUUUUUUUUUUUUUUUUUUCCGAAAUCUUUGCCAAAGUUCAAGAAGGCAGGAUUAUAUAUAUAUAUAUAUAUAUAUAUAAUUAUUAGUACAAGUUUGAGAGUAAAUCUUGGGAUUUUCUGUGCUUUUUUUUUUUCUUUCCAUUUUUUUCCAGGGUGGAUUUUAAGUUUAACGUGUUUCUUGUUAGAUUUUUAGAGUAAAUUACGGCAAAAUCCUGAUGUGGGGCCCAUCUUAGAAAGAACAUUGCACGGUGUCCCCUGUAGAAGUCAAAGUAGCUGAAUCCGACUUUUUUUUGGGGGGGCCCGCAGAAGGCUCUUUGACUCCAGAGUGGUUGACUAUUGCAUAACUUUUUCCAGAGCGCACCAUAAUUCCUAUUUCUGGGAAGGACCCAGAUUAGGCUGCAUAAUUUGGGUCCAAUCUCUUAGGAUUCAUAAUCCGGAUUGAGAUUAUUAUGAACUCACCUGUUGUCAACGCGUUGACCGAGUGGGUGCUGCUGCUCCUACUGACAAGCCUCCUCCGAUUGCAGAUUCUGAAGACGGAGACUGAAGCAAGGCCGUUCGUGGGUAUGUUGAUUAAUCAGUUAUGAUCAUCGAUGGAUGACGAUCAUUCAACGGCCAGGUGAUCUGCGAGAUCUAAAUACUUUAGGGGUCAGAUUAUUAUUAUUAUUAUUAUUAAUUAUUAAUUAUGGAGUUCUGUUGUUAUCGAUUUAUCUUGGGUUCUUGUAACUUAGGCCUUGUAUUUUUAUUUUAUUUUAAAAUAUUUCCUAAUCAAUAACACCCCUGCCAGAUUGAUGGGCUUGCUCACUUUGUAGAUGGCGAAUUUUUCCAUGUGUGAAAGUCAACUUAGUUUCUAGUGUGAGAGAGAGAGUACAUGGGUUAUUUCUGCAAUCUCUCUACGCUAUUUUUUUCGGGCAUCACCUAUGGACUCUCUCUCUCUCUUUCUCUAUCUCUAUCUCUAUCUCUAUCUCACUCUCUCUCUCAGAGGGAGUUGACUCUGCAAUCUCUCUCUAUGCUAUUUUUUUCAGAAAUCACCUAUGGAUUCUCUCUCACUCACUCUCUCAGAGGGAGUUGACUCUGCAAUCUCUCUCUAUGAUUUUUUUCAGAAAUCACCUAUGGAUUCUCUCUCACUCACUCUCUCAGUUGACUCUGCAAUCUCUCUAUGUUAUUUUUUGCCAUCCAAAGGAAGAAGAUAAUUUCACACACCUGUACGAUGGUAUUCAAUAAAUCCUAUGACGGGACUCAUCAAAAGUCAGCCUGAGAAUCAUCAUCAGCUACUAACAAUUAAACAAAAAAAUAAAUGA
Messenger RNA from Spirodela intermedia, 7737 nucleotides. Lineage: Eukaryota; Viridiplantae; Streptophyta; Magnoliopsida; Alismatales; Araceae. The record is from the annotation of a GenBank genome assembly.